This is a messenger RNA of Meloidogyne enterolobii, 1400 nucleotides long. The record is from the annotation of a GenBank genome assembly. Lineage: Eukaryota; Metazoa; Nematoda; Chromadorea; Rhabditida; Meloidogynidae.
UUCAGUUUGGUUUUGAAGAACUAAAAAAUUUUCGAAGAAAGGCGAAAUUCGAUGGUUUCCCUAACAUAGAAAUUUGGGGAAUCCUAAAAAUAGUUAACGGUCAUUUUUUAAAUUUGGCACUUGUACUUGUGAAAAUAAACAGAAAAUCACACCUAUAUAUUGACAGGCAUUUUUUUCGCAAAUAUUUAACAAAAAGUUCUUGCUAGAACAAUUUAUAAAUUACACUCAUUCAUUUAAUUUUGCUUCAUUUAUUUUUUGUGUAAAAUAAUAAAUUUUAAUAAAAAUUAAAAAAAUAUUUUUAAAAUUUCAUUAAAAUACUGAAAAAUAUUUUUCAAAAAUUGUUUUUGUGACUAAAAAUGGAUUUAUAAUAUUUAAAAAAUUUUUUAGAAUCCUUUGCUAUAUUUUUAAAAAAAAUAUUCAUGAAAAUGAAUGAUACAUCAUCAACUUCUUCUGAUGAUAGCGAUAUUUUUUCUCAUCUAAAUCCUACAGAAGCUGAACAAAUUUUGUUUUUGAAGUCAAAUGUGCUUGAGGAAAAAUUGAAAAUUGCAAAUCUUGAAAUUGUUAAAUUACAAGAAAAUGAGGGGAAAUUUAAAGAAGAAAUUGACAAGCUUAAAAAUGAAAAUAAAUAUAUUUCUGAAUUAUAUGGCAGUCAAAAAGAAGAAUUAAAUAAUAUUAACAAUAAGUUUGACAAAUUGGCUUUGGAUAUGGAAGAAUUUACUUUUAAGCAUGUUUCAUUUAUAUUUCAACAAAAUAAAUGGAAAAAUGUUGAUACAGAUUGGAAUCCUUGUUGCACAAAUAAAUGUAUUAACACAAAACGACGUACGGGGAAAUGUGCUAAUAAGAAUGGUUUUAUUGAAUUAAUAAAUGAUUUGGAUAUUAAAUACAAUAAUUGUGUUAAAGGAGAGGGUGUUAAUAAGAAAGCUUUUGUAUAUUCACCAAAUAAAUUCCACAAACCACCAAAUUGUUAUACUUUCUCAUUAUUUUAUUUCGAAGUAAAAUGUCUGAUGGAAAAUAAUUUUGAUGAAAUUGAGAUGCAAAUAGGUGUUAAUACAAAUAAUAUAUUUAUUAGAUUACAAGCAAAUGAGUCUAAAAUUUAUUAUGGAUUUCAAUCGAAAGAAGGAAAAGAAUUUAAAAUUGACUCGUUUUCCUUUGAAAAUAACGAUAUUCUUGGAUGUGGGUUAGUCUAUCCGUCGAUUGUUUUGAAUGAAAAAUUGCCUUAUUUAUUUUUUACUCAAAAUGGGAAACAAAUUGGGAAGGCUGUUUUGCUUGAAAAUGAAGUUUAUGAACCUUUUAUUUCUUUAAAGUGUUGCUCUGUUGAAACUAAUUUUGGGAAUGAUUUGAAGGAUAAACCUUUUAGCUAUGACAUUUCUAAGCAUUUUUUGCUUGAAGAAUUUUAUUAA